This is a messenger RNA of Mustela erminea (ermine), 1077 nucleotides long. RefSeq names its product translation initiation factor IF-2-like. The transcript has 4 exons. The record is from RefSeq and is a predicted model, not a curated record. The coding region runs from base 1 to 930 and encodes 309 amino acids. Lineage: Eukaryota; Metazoa; Chordata; Mammalia; Carnivora; Mustelidae.
AUGCCCUCUCAAGUCCACCCUCUACCAGAGAGAUCAAGGGUCCAUGACUUCCGUCGCAAUCUCACCUGGGAUACAGGGCUGGAAUCCGGCUCUGGAGGGGGAGACACCUGGAAAAGACUGGUCAGAACACAGGAGGGAGGAGGAGAGAGAGAGUCAGCACCCAGCUCUAUCCGGCUCCGCCCCGCCGGGACCCAGGCCACCCGCCCGCCCGCCGCUGGGCUCGCCCCGAACGCGCAGCCAGGCUCUGCCGGCCGGGCGCCCUCCCAGCCGGGGCGGGGAUCUGGCCUCGAGCCGAGAGAGGUCCUGGAGGUGACCCCAGGGAUCCCCAGCCCAAUCCCCAAACUGAGGGGGCGGGAGUGGAGGGAAGCGGGAGAAAGUGCACGCCCGCGGGCGGGCGGGGGCGUGAGUGAUCUUAACCCAGCCGCAGCCGGGGAAGGCCGCAGGGCUGACCGGCGGGAGGGCCCUGGGCGGUGGCUGCGGGGGCGGACGGCCAGGCCCCGCGCAGCGUCUCCGAGCCUUAUAAGGGCUUCAAGUCAGCCCAGCCAUCUGGAAUGUGGCGGGGACCCGGGCGGAGGGAGGCGGGGCGGUGCUGGGACCUCCGCCCCCCCGCCGGCCUCCGGGAGGGUCCGCCCCGCUCGUGGAUCUUGGGAGAGGAAGGUCCACCUAGGACGUGAGGCCCGAAGCCUGAAUUUCUGUGUCCUUCAAAAUGAGGAAGUCAGGACCGGCCUACACUCUGGCGUUCUAGAAAGCGGGUACUGCCGGGUCCCAAGUAGGCAAGGAGGAAGAGCGCGAGCCACAACUCCAGAAGUGCCCCAAGGAAGGAGGGCAGCACAUACUGCCAGCGAGCAGAAGCCAGAAUUCGAGGGUAUCACUGAUUGUCUCAGCUCCCACAUCCAGGAUACCAAGUCCUGCCAUGUUUGCUUCCUGUAGUCCCUCUCAGAUUCAUCAAUUUCUCUACAUCUCGGUACUAGUCACACAUUGCUGGAUAAUAAAUUUCUCCAGAACUCAAAAGCUUUGUUUUGUUUGUUUUUUAUAGUUGUUGUUUUAACAGAGAGAGAGUGGAGAAGGGCAGAGGGA